GUUGUACCAGGAGCUGGGAGCUAGCACCUUUGUUGGGAUCAGUGUCACUAUCAUCAUGUUACCUUUUAACUCUGUUCUUAUGGGCAAGAUGCACGGCUUUCAGCGAACUAUAAUGAAGAUAACUGAUCAGCGGGUGAAGAAGACAAAUGAAGUUUUAGAUGGGAUAAAAGUUAUUAAACUGUACGGUUGGGAGGAUUCCUUCCUCAAGGAGGUGGACGGUAUAAGGUCUCAAGAGUUGGGGGCAAUGAAGAGUCGCAUAAAGUUUGGUAUUAUCAUAACCUUUAUGUGGACCUGUUCACCUAUACUUGUGUCUCUCCUAUCCUUCCUGUGUUACAGUCUGCUAGGUAACAAUCUGACAUCAGAGAAGGCUUUUGUUUCUCUCACGCUCUUCAACAUUCUCCGCUUUCCUCUAGUUAUGUUGCCUAACAUGAUCACACAACUAAUACAGGCAAGAGUAAGUAUAGUUCGUAUCAAGACAUUCCUGAACCUGACGGAGCUGGAGGAGGAUGCUGUUAUAAGUGGGGAGGCGGACUCUCCUACUGCUGCACAGAUCAAAGGGGGCAAGUUCUCCUGGGACAUGAAGGAUGAAGUCAACACUGUCACCUUGGAUAAUAUAAACGUUACAAUCCCGCGGGGGAAACUAGUAGCUAUAGUGGGAGCUGUAGGAUCCGGCAAAUCUUCCCUGGUUUCAGCCAUGUUGGGAGAAAUGGACAAAAUGGAGGGUGAAGUCUACUUGAAUGGUUCAGUAAGCUACGUACCCCAAGUAUCCUGGGUUCUAAACGACUCCCUAAAAAACAACAUCCUAUUUGGGGCUCCUUGGAACAAGUGUUAUUACAAGGAAGUAAUAACGAGCUGUGCCCUGGAGACUGACCUUCAGAUACUUCCUAAUGGAGACAAUACUGAGAUUGGAGAGAAGGGCAUUAACCUGAGCGGUGGACAGAAGCAGCGCGUCUCACUUGCACGUGCAAUAUACAACAAGAAUGAUAUCUACAUAUUCGACGAUCCUUUAUCUGCUGUUGACGCGCACGUGGGAAAACAUCUCUUUGAAAAAGUUAUCGGACCUAACGGAAUGAUAAAUAAUAAGACGAGGAUUUUAGUAACGCACAAGUUAUCAGUCCUGCCGGAAGUAGAUCACGUGGUAUUGCUGAAGGAUGGGCAGGUUCUAGAACAAGGAACAUAUAACGAUCUCAUGGGUAAAGACAGCGAGCUACACAGGCUAGUGUCCUCCUACGAACCCGACCAGGACACCAACACAGACAAGGAAGACACGUCAGACUCAGAGUUAGGAGAUAUGUCACGUGACGAGAAUACAGUGAGACGCAGGAAGAGCACUGCACGUUCUAGAAAAGAAAGUGAAACGUGCUCCAUAAAAGGGAAUAAUACGGGCGGGAAGGAUGAGAAGCUUAUAACUGAGGAAACAGUAGAGAAAGGAAAAAUAUCGUACAAAACGUACGUGAACUACUUGAACUACAUGGGAAUUACUUACGGGGCCAUUACACUGGUCUCCUUCAUUCUACAGUACGCAUCUCAACUUGGCUCUCAACUGUGGUUAUCCGAGUGGAGUAACUCUAACGAUAACACUGACACAGAUAAUAAAUUGUUCCUGUACUUGGGUAUAUACGCUCUUCUGGGUUUACUACAAACUGUUUUCGUGCUGGGCUUUGUUUUUGCAAUACUCUACGCUAGUAUCAUGGCUUCCUCUAAGAUACACAGAUCUAUGUUCGAGAGAAUACUGAAAGUACCUAUGAGCUUCUUUGACACCACACCUUCUGGCAGAAUACUUAAUCGCUUCUCUAAGGAAAUUUCCUUGAUUCUUUACCCAGUGCUAAAAAUACCGCUGAAGCUACAAACAGAAAUAGCAAUCCAGAUGCAAAGAAGAUAA
This is a messenger RNA of Bolinopsis microptera, 1882 nucleotides long. RefSeq names its product multidrug resistance-associated protein 1-like. The coding region runs from base 56 to 1882 and encodes 608 amino acids. The record is from RefSeq and is a predicted model, not a curated record. Gene Ontology annotation, molecular function: ABC-type transporter activity; ATP hydrolysis activity; ATP binding. Gene Ontology annotation, biological process: transmembrane transport. Gene Ontology annotation, cellular component: membrane. NCBI's taxonomy places the organism in Eukaryota, Metazoa, Ctenophora, Tentaculata, Lobata, Bolinopsidae. The transcript has 17 exons.